Molecule: messenger RNA, 3539 nt
Organism: Lynx canadensis (Canada lynx)
Lineage: Eukaryota; Metazoa; Chordata; Mammalia; Carnivora; Felidae
Gene: MPI
Product: mannose phosphate isomerase
Exons: 8
Coding region: 67-1332 (421 amino acids)
Biological process (GO): carbohydrate metabolic process; GDP-mannose biosynthetic process
Cellular component (GO): cytosol
Molecular function (GO): mannose-6-phosphate isomerase activity; zinc ion binding
Source: RefSeq, a predicted model, not a curated record
UCAGGGGCAUUGCGGGUGCUGUUGGGAAGUGCAUACGUGCCAGAAGCCAGGUCCGGUACCGCGAGGAUGGCAGUUCAGCAAGUAUUCCCCCUUUCCGGUGUGGUGCAGCAGUAUGCCUGGGGGAAGACAGGUUCUAACAGUGAAGUGGCUCGGCUGCUGGCCAGCAGUGACCCGCUGGCCCAGAUCUCAGAGGACAAGCCAUAUGCAGAGUUGUGGAUGGGGUGCCAUCCCCGGGGAGAUGCCAAGAUCCUUGACAAUCGCAUCUCACAGAAGACCCUAGGCCAGUGGAUCGAUGAGAACCAGGACUGCUUGGGCUCAAAGGUCAAGGACACCUUUAAUGGCAAGCUGCCCUUCCUCUUCAAAGUGCUCUCGGUUGAAACUGCCCUGUCCAUCCAGGCACACCCUAACAAGGAGCUGGCAGAGAAAUUGCACCUCCAGGCUCCACAGCACUACCCCGAUGCCAACCAUAAGCCAGAGAUAGCCAUUGCCCUCACCUCCUUCCAGGGUUUAUGUGGCUUCCGGCCAGUUGAGGAAAUUGUGACGUUUCUGACAAAGGUGCCCGAGUUCCAGUUUCUUAUUGGAGAUAAUGCAGCAACACAGCUGAAGCAGAGCCUGAGCAGUGACUCCCAGUGUGUGGCCUCUGCUCUGCAGAGCUGUUUCUCCCACCUGAUGAAGAGCGAGAAGAAGGUGGUGAUGGAGCAGCUCAACCUGUUGGUGAAGCGGAUCUCCCAGCAAGUGGCUGCUGGAAACAACAUGGAGGACAUCAAUGGGGAGCUCUUGCUGCAGCUGCAUCAGCAGUAUCCAGGUGAUAUUGGAUGCUUUGCCAUCUACUUCCUGAACCUGCUUACCCUGAAGCCAGGAGAGGCCAUGUUUCUGGAGGCCAAUGUGCCCCAUGCCUACCUGAAAGGAGACUGUGUGGAGUGCAUGGCGUGUUCAGACAAUACUGUUCGUGCUGGCCUGACACCCAAGUUCAUCGAUGUGCCAACUCUGUGUGAAAUGCUCAACUAUACCCCCAGCAAGGACAGGCUCUUUCUUCCAACACAGAGUCAAGAAGACCCCUACCUCUCUAUCUAUAACCCCCCUGUGCCAGACUUCACUGUCAUGAAGAUGGAGGUCCCUGGCUCCAUCACUGAAUACAAAGUCUUGGCAGUGGACUCGGCCAGCAUCCUCCUGAUAGUACAGGGAAGAGUGACAGCCAGCACUCCCACAGCCCAGACACCAAUCCCCCUGCAGCGUGGUGGGGUGCUCUUCAUUGGGGCCAAUGAGAGCGUCUCACUGAAGCUCACUGUGCCCGAUGACCUGCUGAUGUUCCGAGCCUGCUGCCUGCUGUAGAGACCACAGCCUGUCUGGCUCUCCUCUGACAGUUACCCUAAAUCCUAGCCAGCCUCUCAGGCCCAGCUCAAACCCUUCCCUGUUCUGGACUUGGGUGUGCGCUGGAAGUGAUGGGGUAGAGUAGCAAGCUUGAAGGUAGUGCCUGCUGAGCAAGCCUAGGACAAACCAUCAUCUUUCUCUUGGGAGAAGGACCCCGAUGAGAACUAAGAGCAGACACUCCCCUUGUAUUCUCACCAUACCUCAGCCAGGCUCUUCUCAAGGCAGGAGGCAGCAGCUGUUCCAGCCUAUGGCAUUAAGCAGGCUGCUAAAAUCUAGUACUAUUUCAGCAUCACUCACAGCAAAAGGAUAGGCCAUUUCUAAGAACAGGGUUCUGGCCCUGGGACUGCCCAUUUCCUCAAACGCAAAGGAGGGAAAAGAGUAGGCCUAUGGACUCAUUACUCAUUGCCACCCUCUGACUCUGUCAAAGCAAUUAAAGAUCACUGUGUUGAGGCUGAUGUAGAGCAGUCAACCUUUAGUGUUCCAGGAUAGAGCCCUUUCUGGAUGUCCAGUUUUUGCUUUAAUUUCUGCUUCUAAGAGCUCCCUGUGGAGGGCAGGCUGGACUUCAGGGCCCUUUUAUAGGAAGGGCAGCCGGCUUCAGCCUUAGAUGCAGAGCUUGCAGGCAGGCCUUGAGUCCUACAUAUGGGGAAGGUGGAUCUAAAGACAGGUACUGUCAGUGUAAGAUUCUCCUCUCCAAUGUUUCAGUUGGCCUUAGGGCCAGGAUCAGCAUGUUAAGGCCAGCAGACUGGAGCUGGCCACACUUGUCAUUUACAUACCAUCCAGCUGCUUUCAGGCUACAGUGGCAAAAUUUAGUAAGUGCACCAGACUGUAGGGCCUGCAACACCAAACAUACGGACCAACCCUUCCGAGUUUGUCAGCCACUUCUCUAGAGCACAUUCAGUCACUGUAUACACAGGGAUUUGGGGUCAGGGCAAUCCAAUUUGUGUUGUGAAGAGAAACCUAGCUACUUUUUCUAAACUGGCAGGAAAUACAUAGAGCGCCUGCUCUUCCCGUGCCUACCCUCUAGUCUGCAAGAGGUGGCACAGCUGUCGGUUCUGCCACUGAAGUACCUGACUGCAGUCCGAGAUCCUGUCACCUCAGACUUAGCAGAGAGCCAGGCUGUUGGCUCCUUCCUGUGGGGUAAGGGUUUAGACUGGCACAAAAGGAUCUUCUUGGGCUACUGCCCACACUAGACCUCCUAUAUAAUGGAAAUCUAGGAAACUACCUUCAAAAAAGUUCUGGCCAAUCUGUUCUGGGGUGUCUUUUUUUUUGGCCUCCAAGUUUUCUUCAGCUAAAACCCAAAAAUGACCUGGGAAGAAAAGGUCUGUCAAAGGGAACACAGUCUAAAGAUAAGUGCUGUGCAAAGGCCUGUUCCAUCCAUGGUCUCCAAUGACACAGGCCUGAAAAUGAUGCCCAUUGGGAAUAGUAGGAACAAGAGGUCCUAGGAGGAAUGGUCACAGUUGGGGCUAUUAGGCUGUUUCUUCAUUUCAGAAGGCUGUGGUCUAGGGCUUUCUUUAAAAUCCUAUUGUAACACAGAGACAGCUUAACUACUAGCAUGAUUGUGUUUAUUCUUAGAAACCCCCAGAGCUGUAGAAGCCUAAGCCAAAAGUUCUGUAGAGUACUCUGUAAACACCAUACACAUACUCCCCUCUGUGAGCUAAGUGCAAAUACACCCCUCUCUCCCCAGGACACUGUCACCUGCAGAAUAUCCAGCACUCUGAAUUAAGGCAGUUUGGCUCUAGGCACCUUGGUGCCUUUAUUGGUGACAUUUUAGCCUGGGACCUCUGGCCCCAAACAGUAGACUGUUUCUACCCUGCCUUGCUACCCUAUUCCCAAAACUUCAAAGGUAAUGCCUUCUACACGGAGUAACCAGCUCCGGAACAUCCUCUCCAGGAACAGAUGCAGGCAAAUACAUCAGUGUUGAUUUACGGUAACUACCAGCUGGAGGUCCAUCUUAGGGCCCUGCUGCCUUCACCACAGCUGUUGCCAAAUGCUCAGCUACCCUCUCCUAACCAAUUCCCCCACAGAAAUGUGGCCCCACUGGGCUUCCACAGCACUUUCUGGCCCCCACUGGGUUUCCUGCCACCACCAGUUUCUUUACACUGCCCUACAUCAGGGCCUCUCUUCAUGUGUCUCUGCAGAAACCAGAAAGGCCUGAAUAGUCUUUGGUG